Tilletiopsis washingtonensis is the source of this 1450-nucleotide messenger RNA. RefSeq lists its product as hypothetical. Gene Ontology annotation, molecular function: RNA binding. Gene Ontology annotation, cellular component: U2-type spliceosomal complex. Lineage: Eukaryota; Fungi; Basidiomycota; Exobasidiomycetes; Entylomatales. The record is from RefSeq and is a predicted model, not a curated record. The transcript is spliced from 5 exons. The coding region runs from base 1 to 1422 and encodes 473 amino acids. Gene Ontology annotation, biological process: mRNA splicing, via spliceosome.
AUGGCGCCUCCCGUCGCGCGCCCAGCGCGCGCCGCCGCCCGCUACCGCCCGGGCAAGGCGCUCGGCGGCGACGGCGGCGCCUCGGCGUCGGGCAGCGGCAGCGAGUCGGAGAGCGAGGCGCGCGCGUCGUCGACCGCCGCGCCGCUCUCGUCGUUCGCUGCGCCGCAGCGCACCGCCGGCGUCGUCAUCCAGAGCGGCGAGCGGCCCAUCGACCUCAGCCAUGUGGUGGUGGGCAAGCGCGCGCCGCAGCCGCCGCAGGCGGAGAGCGAGAGCGAGUACGAGACGGACACCGAUGAGGAGGGACCGGCGCCGCAGCCGGCUGCACGGCCCGUCUUCCGCAGCGCAAAGGACCGAGGCGCGGCGGUCAAAGAGGAGAGCAGCGAGUACGAGACGGACAGCGGCGAGGAGAGCAGCGAGGAGGAGGCGCCGGCGCGUGUGCUGCAGAAGCCCGUGUUCGUGCCAAAACGGGCGCGCACGACCAUCGCCGCGCCGCCAGAGGAGGAGGCCGAGACGCCGGCCGAGGACAAGGAGACGCUCGAGGCGCAGAAGCGGCGCACCGAGAGUGCCGCGCUGGCGGCGGAGCGCAUCAAGCGCGAGAUGCUCGAGAAGGCGGCGCAGGACGACGUGCCCGACCUGGACGACACCGACGGGCGCGAUCCGGACGCCGAGUUCAGCGCCUGGCGGCUGCGCGAGCUGGAGCGCCUGGAGCGCGAGCGGCAGCGCGUGCGCGAGCGCGAGGAGGAGCAGGCCGAGAUCGAGCGGCGGCGCGCCAUGCCGGCGGCCGAGCGCGAUGCCGAGGACAUGGCGCGCGCAGAGGAGACGCGGCGCGAGAAGAAGAAGGGCAACCAGGGCUUCAUGCAGAAGUACUACCACAAGGGUGCCUUCUUCCAGGACAUGGACAUUCUCAAGAAGCACGACUUCACCGAGGCGACGGAGGGCACGGUGGACAAGUCGAGCCUGCCCGCCGUGCUGCAGGUGCGCGACUUUGGCAAGCGAGGCCGCAGCAAGUAUACCCACCUCGCCGACCAGGACACGACGCGCUCGCAGAACAGCGAUCCGCGCUUCCGCGCCGCGGGCGCCGGAGCGGGCGGCAGCAGUGGCGGAGCGAGCGGCAGCGGCGGGCAAGGCUGCUUCGCCUGUGGCGGGCCACACCUCAAGCGCGACUGUCCCGGGCUCGGCGGCAGCGGCGGCGGGCGCGGCGCAGACGCAGCCACGGGCGCCAAUGGCGCACCGCGCGCCGCUGCCUCGCGCGAGUGGGGCGCUGCACCUGUGCCGAGCCGCUAUGGCGGCGGCGCAGAGCGCGGCGAGAAGCGCCCGCCGAGCCGGGAACGCGAUGGGCGCGAAAAGGUGCCGCGCUGGGACGGCCGAGGGGAGCGGGAACGCGAACGCGAGCGGGAAAGGGAGCGGCAUCGGGAUCGGUGAUGCGCGGCAAUGCUACUUAUGCACAAGC